Molecule: messenger RNA, 354 nt
Organism: Durusdinium trenchii
Lineage: Eukaryota; Dinophyceae; Suessiales; Symbiodiniaceae
Source: the annotation of a GenBank genome assembly
AUGAAACAUCGCAUCCUGGAGUCGAUAUGUUUAGCAGAAGCUUGCCGUUUUGUAGUACUUGUAGGCGUUUGUUACCUGGCGAGGGAGUACACAAUCUUACCAGCAAUUGCUCUCCAGAUGAUGCAGUGCAGCUACCCAUGCUGUAUUUUGAUGCCUGGCUUUCCAAUCAGUUGUGCAAAGUUUGGUCAACCUCCAUGGACCCUAUGGGAAGUGGAUGAAGAGCUGCGACUGGCGGAGUCUUUUUUGUGUUCGAGUCAACUCAUUUUUUUUGAACUGAAUAAUCAUAAUCGAUACAACUCGUACUUGAAGAACAGCAUGGCAUGUCUGCAUCGGGGCCAGAUUGCAUUGAAAUGA